AUGGGAGCGAGAACUGUGGAUGUGUGGAAUGACAGGUGGGUUCCGAAUCAAAAUGGGGGCCUGAUUAAACCAAUCGACACCUCAAAUCGCUUCACUCCUCUCUUGGUAGCUGAUUUGGUCAAUGAGAACAGAUGUUGGAAUAUUGGGCAUCUUGAGCCUUUCCUUGAACCAAAGGAUAUAAGAGCCAUCAAAGCAAUUCCUAUUGGAAGACCUGCAGUUGAUGACAUCCUGGUAUGGCCCCAUACAAAGAAUGGGACUUACUCUAUUAAAAGUGGUUAUCACAGGUUGGUUGAUUCGUCCAAGCUUAAGAAGGCCAGUAAGCCCUCCUCAUCUCACCGGGUUGAUCGAAGCAUCUGGAGAUUGAUCUGGAACCCAAGAAACAUCCCAAAGAUCUCCAACUUUCUCUGGAGAGCAGUCUCUGAUGCUCUCCCCACCGCCCAGAAUGUCUACAAACAUAGGAUAACCAAUACUCCUCUAUGUCCCAUCUGUGGUGAAUUCCCGGAAACUCCAGAGCACUCCCUUCUGCUAUGCCCGUGGACAGCCAAUGUUUGGUUUGGAAGUCCCCUGAGCUAUAUUCCGGAGAAACAGAGCAUCACCUCCUUGGAGGCUUGGCUUCUUGGGAUCCAAAAGAAGGGUCUCUCUCUGACUGAUGGCGCUGAUGAGUUUGUCCAGUUAGUUUGUGUCCACUUGUGGGAGAUUUGGAAGCACAGGUGUGAGAUUGUGUUGAGACAGGUAACUCCCAACCCCUCGUUUGUCAUUGAGAACUCCAGACGUUGCUUCUCGGAAUGGGUAGAGGCAUCCAAGUUGGAAGGGAAUGCACCCUCUGUUUCUUCUCCACCAGGCCGGAAUCUUGCCUAGCAUCCCCCCACCUACCCUUCUAUGAAAGUAAAUGUCGAUGGAGCUUGGGAUAGUGAAUCCCUUAAUAGUGGGAUAGGGGUCAUUAUAAGGAACCACAUGGGUUUCUCUAUAGCGGGGGCGAGCAUCCAUGAAAAGUUCAAUUCUGCAAUUGAAGCAGAAGCAGCUGCUGUUGUUAAAGGCCUGCAACUAGCAGCACACUUGAAGCUGCAACAGAUUAUUUUGGAAGGUGAUUGUCAGGAGGUAAUUUCGGCCAUGGAGGACCCCUCUGUGAAUCCCAACUGGAGGAUCUCCCCGAUGAUUGCUAUGGUGGCUCAUCUCCAACCUCUCUUCAGAGGGAUUAAGUGGAACUGGAUCUCACGAGAAGCUAACCGUGUUGCAGACGCAGCGGCGAAGCUAGCAAAACUGAGGUUGUGCUCCCAGGAUUGGGCCAACAGGCCCCCGACCUCUCUUCUCUCUAUCUUGAGGAAUGAUGGCCUGCCUGGUCCCCCUUCUUCUCUUGACUGUUAGGUUGGACUUGUUAUGUGUCUUCUUUUGCUGGGAACUCUUUCCUGUGUUGUUCUUUCUAGUUUCCUCUGUUUUCCCUGUAGUGUUGUCUACUUCUUGUACUUCCUCUUGCCCUCGUGGCUUAAUCAAUUAUGAUCUUCUGACCCAAAAAAAAAAAAA
Molecule: messenger RNA, 1521 nt
Organism: Rosa rugosa (rugosa rose)
Lineage: Eukaryota; Viridiplantae; Streptophyta; Magnoliopsida; Rosales; Rosaceae
Exons: 2
Coding region: 1-858 (285 amino acids)
Source: RefSeq, a predicted model, not a curated record